CUGUAAAUUUACUGUAUACUAAGAAUUGUAACACUUGAGUCUAUUUUUAUUUAUUUUUAGCAGGAAAAAUCCCAUCCAAGUUCUCUAUGAGUUAUGAAAGCGCAAGAGCCUCUGAGCAAUAUGAUUUCCGCAGAUCACCUGUUGGAAAGAAAACAAAAAAUCACACGACAUCCCUUAAUAAUAUUCACCAUAAAUAUUAAAAGCAGAGAAAAUGGAGACUUUUACUUGAGUCUCCUGCUUUUCAGAAUUAUAUUUGUGAGGAAAGGACCCCAGUAAUUUCACAUGUGUCUAGAGUCCAGAAGAGAUCUCAAAAUGUCUCAAACUGCACUCAGAUUUCCCAAGAUCCUAAAGUCUAAAAUCAAAUGCCAGAGAUCUCAGUAUAAACUCAAAUAUUUCUCAUCAACUGAUUUGAGCUAUGUUACUUGCAUUUCUUUUAUAGUUCCAUAUAUCUACUGCAAAAUCCAAAAUGAAACAGAUACAUUUGAGAUCUCCAGAGUUAUGUAAGAGCAACCUCUAAACAAUAUCAAUUUCCCUAAAAAUAAACCACUUAUACAGAAAAUCACACAAAUCGCAUAUGACUUUUAAAUAAACAUUGCGUGAUCCUAGAGGUGGAGGGAGAUGAAUUAGGGAAGUGCCACAAUCCUUGCCCUUUGUGCAUGGAGAUAUUCAUGAGUUGUUUUUUCCUCACAAGCUCAAAGUUCACGGUCAGCUCUAACAGGUGGAGCACUUCCGAUCCAUUCGUGUCCACCUACAGCUCGCAGGUCUGGCUUCCCCGUUCGCUUCUGCGAGUGUCACAGAGGUGUCUGGUGACCAUUGUUUUCUCUCAUCUCACACUCACACUCAACUAAUGGACUGCUUUGCCCCUCCCCUCCGUUUCUCCAUCUCGGACUGGGAGGUUCCCCUGGGCCCUGCUACAUGGCUCAAUAGCUCAGCUCCUGGAUGGGAUCAUAACCCUGAGUGCUGGCCAAGAGAAGAGCUGCUUCUCCUCACACCCGGAGUUCCUGCUGCAGGGUGGAGUUUCUCCCAGGAUAACAAACUCACUCGAGCCUCACCAUGGUUGACCGUAGGGUGGCCGCGGUUGUGGUUAUGCUUCUAGUCCUGGUUGCACCAGCCCUGAGCGGAUGCCCAAGUGCCUGCCGCUGCUCCUUCGCCAUGCUUCAAUGCCUGGAGCCAGACGGAAUCAGCAGCAUCCCUGCGUUGGCAGCACAGGAGAGCGAAAAUGUCACUGAAAUCUACAUAGAGAGUCAAGUCAACCUGGAGAACAUCACAGACAUAGACUUCACCAACUACAGAGAACUGAAGAACCUGACAAUCACUGCUUGUGGGUUGGUGUACAUCUCUGAAAAUGCAUUCCAGCACAAUUUUAAGCUGCAGUAUGUAAACCUGGCCUCAAAUUUUCUGGUGCACAUCAGUUGGAGGGUGUUCCAAUCGGUCCCUCUGUUGAGUCUAAUCUUGAGGGACAAUCGGCUUACGUGCUCAUGUGACAUUUACUGGCUUCAGCAGUGGCACAGAAAAAGACAAAGUGACACGGAUUUUCAACAAAACUGCAUGUACAAUGGCAACAACAUUCAGCUGGAUUCAUUUGAAAUGGAUAACUGCAGCAUUCCUGAGGUCACAAUUCACCCAUCGACACUGACCACUCAAGAAGGUGGAAAUCUGACAUUUACCUGUCUAGUGACUGGAGUACCAACACCGACGAUCCGCUGGAGAACAGAGCACCUACAGUCCAACUGGAACCUGCAGCAAGGAAUCUGGGGUUCAACCCUGGAGCUGGUUCUCCACAUGAGGAACGUGUCAUCUAAAGACAACCUGCACAACCUCACCUGUGAGGCGGAGAAUCGUGCUGGAAUGGGAGAAGACAUGGUGCAGCUAGACAUUGAAUUUCCAGUGCGGCUCUUGUUUCUAAAUGACCCAGAACCACAACAUCACUGGUGUAUCCCAUUCGCUGUGGACAGCAAUCCUCCCGCCACCUUCAAAUGGCUGUACAACAACAUGACUCUCGCCGAAACACUCUACACCUACACCGAACUGAUCAGAGAUGCAGCCGAUGGCUCCAUUCAACACGGCUGUCUGUUCCUCAACAAGCCCACCCACAUCAACAACGGCAACUACACGCUCAUCGUGGAGAAUAAACUGGGUAGAGACCAGGCAACGGUAAACGGGAAGUUCAUGGAUAAUCCUUUUGACCCGUUUGACCAGGAAGGCAUCAUUCCUGUCCUCACUGUUGACCCAACAGCUCCCACUAACCAAUCAACGGAGACGGAGAAACUGGAGAGCAGAGUGUUUGGGGUGUCAGUAGCGGUGGGUCUUGCUGUGUUCGCGUGCACAUUUCUGCUCAUCAUGGUUGUCGUCAUCAAUAAAUGUGGACAGCAUUCCAAGUUUGGCAUCCACCGUUCAUCUGUUCUCUGCACUGAGGAUGAUUUGGCCAUAUCUCUUCGCUUCAUGAACUUCGGUGCAAGUCCUCUGUCUUCAGAUGAUGGCACGCUGGACUCUGGUUUGUCUAGUUUUGUAGAGAACCCGCAGUACUUCUGUGGCAUCAUCAAAGAAAAAGACAUGUGUGUCCAGCACAUUAAAAGAAAAGACAUUGUUUUGAAGUGGGAACUGGGUGAAGGAGCUUUUGGCAAAGUUUACCUGGCGGAAUGUGCCAAUCUCUGUCCUGAUACUGACAAGAUGCUGGUUGCUAUCAAGACCUUGAAAGUCACCAACGAGUCCACCCGGCAGGACUUCCAGCGCGAGGCCGAGCUGCUCACGGUGCUACAGCAUGAACACAUAGUGCGCUUCUACGGCGUGUGUGCAGACGGAGAACCUCUGGCCAUGGUGUUUGAGUACAUGCGACACGGAGACCUCAACCGCUUUCUAAGGGCUCAUGGUCCAGAUGCUCGUAUCCUGGACGAGAUGAAGAUUCCUCCGAUGAGUCAAUUGACUCUUCCUCAGAUGCUCCACAUCGCAGCUCAGAUCGCCUCGGGCAUGGUGUACCUCGCUUCCCUUCAUUUCGUCCACAGAGACCUGGCCACCAGGAACUGUUUGGUUGGAGAAGGGCUGGUGGUGAAGAUCGGGGACUUUGGGAUGUCGAGAGACAUUUACAGCACUGAUUACUACAGGGUCGGUGGGAGGACGAUGCUGCCCAUUCGCUGGAUGCCACCAGAAAGCAUCAUGUACAGGAAGUUCACCACGGAGAGUGACAUCUGGAGCUUUGGAGUGGUCCUUUGGGAAAUCUUCACCUACGGCAAACAACCCUGGUAUCAGCUAUCCAACAGUGAGGCCAUUGAGUGCAUCACACAGGGGCGAGAGCUUGAACGGCCUCGUACCUGCCCGAAGGAAGUGCAUCUCCUCAUGCAGGGCUGCUGGCAGAGAGAACCACAGCAGAGGCUCGUCAUCAAGGACAUCUACAGCCGGCUCGUGGCCCUCGUCAAGAACCCGCCAGACUAUCUGGACAUCCUGGAGUAACAGCACCCUGAUCGGACCUGCAUGGAAAAGACAUACUUCUGGAAGCAGGCUGUUUGAGGAGAAAAAUCAGUGGUGGGUUUUGGAGGGACACAAUUCACAAACUGUCUCAGAUGUGCAGUAUGAACGUUUCCGGUGUUUGUUGAUGUGUAUGUUUUAAUCCACUGGAGAUGUAAGAUUGUGUCCAUGUGUUUCAAUUUAAAAAAAAAAAAAAAGUAAGAGAAACGGACUGAGUAAAUGGACAGUGGAUACUUUGAAUAUGCAUUAGUGGAAAUUGCUCACAGAUCUUUAUGACUCACCCUGAAGAGGCACUAGAUUUUUUAUAUGAGGAUACUGAUGUCAAGGUCUUGUAAUUAAAGGUCAUUAAAGGUGAAGUGUGUAAUUUUUCUCAACCCAGUCUAUAUGCAGAGACACUGUAGGUUGAUUUCUCCAAUAAAUGUAAAAACCGUGGCUCUGUUUGUUUGAGCAUCCCCGCCUGACAUAGCAACAGCGCCUCAACCAAUGGCAUGAGUUUGGGGGUGGGACUUGCUGUUUGUCUGACCAACGGGAAGAGUGGAAACCUUGGCUUGUAUUACAGAAUCAUCCUAACCCAUAAUCAUAUUCUGUUUACAAGAUUUCUGCAAGAUUUCUGAAGGUCAAUUUAAGACUUUUUAGGACUCUUUUCAGACUACCUACUGAUCACACUGCAAAAUUAAAAAUUAAAUAAUAAUAAUAAUAAUAAUGUUCUUCCAUAGUAUUUUUGUCUUAUUUUCCAGUGCAAAUGUCUAAAGAUUCAUAAAUCAAUAAGAUACAUUUACUUUGUAUUUACUACAAAAGAAGUCUUGUCUUCUGAGAAAUGUAUAAAAAUAAAGUGAGUUUAUGAUUAAAACAAGAACAAACAUCUACCAGUGAGCUCAAUUCAAAGAGAGAAAAAACUAUACCCCACAGUUAGAUAUUUGUUCUUGUUUUCAGCAUAACCUCACUCUGUUCAAUUUGUCACAAAACCAGAUUUCAAACCUUCAUUUUGCAUCUCGAGUAAAUACAGUAUAUCUUGAUUUAAGAAUAUUUAGAUGUUUUCCUGGAAAACAAGACAAAAAUAAUUUUUCCUGCAGCAACAUUUGCUAAAUUUAAUGGCAUGAUUAAUGAAUUCAAGACUUUCUACUCCUGGUUUAGAAACUAGACAAGUUAACUUAGGAAUUCAAAUCUUAAGACAAUAAUUACAAUAGAAGGUAUCUUUAAUAAAGCUUAUUUUAGCAUUUGGUUCUCUUAAUGUUACAUUUAUUACAUACUUCACCUUUAACCAUCAUGUGCUCCCAAACAAAGACUCUUAAGUUGCUGUGUUUACACGUUGUGCCAAUCUGACUGCAUUUCUUUUCAGUGUCUUGCGAUUAUGGAUAUACUACAUCAAUUUGUUAUGUGUGAUCUACACAUGCAUGUAUUGUACAUCUCUCCAUGUUUAACAGCAACAUCCUGUUAUAGCUCAGAGUUCUGAUUUAUUUUCUAUAUCAAAGGCAUCAACAAGGUCAGCGACAACACAACAGUGGAGACACGUGGGCUGUGUACGGAAUGGAGUACUUACGUACUGUAUAGGCUAUUAUUUAUUUGAAACUGUAUAAAGUAUGGAACGGAAAACUUUUCAA
Molecule: messenger RNA, 5063 nt
Organism: Cyprinus carpio (common carp)
Lineage: Eukaryota; Metazoa; Chordata; Actinopteri; Cypriniformes; Cyprinidae
Product: high affinity nerve growth factor receptor-like
Biological process (GO): regulation of phosphatidylinositol 3-kinase/protein kinase B signal transduction; nerve growth factor signaling pathway; protein phosphorylation
Cellular component (GO): axon; signaling receptor complex; plasma membrane
Molecular function (GO): transmembrane receptor protein tyrosine kinase activity; neurotrophin binding; neurotrophin receptor activity
Source: RefSeq, a predicted model, not a curated record